Messenger RNA from Fusarium falciforme, 1038 nucleotides. RefSeq lists its product as hypothetical. Lineage: Eukaryota; Fungi; Ascomycota; Sordariomycetes; Hypocreales; Nectriaceae. The transcript has 3 exons. The coding region runs from base 1 to 1038 and encodes 345 amino acids. The record is from RefSeq and is a predicted model, not a curated record.
AUGGAACAAGCCCAAGAGCGGAUAGAUGAGCCAGAAAAUCACUGUGUGACACGAAGAUGCCGGCUUUGUCGGUUCCCCAUUGAAAUGGGCGAGAUGGCGGUUGCUGGGAGGCGGCUGCAACAGGUCUAUAACAAGCUGCCUGCAGAAGUAUGCUUCAUGAUUGCGGGUGAGCUUGUUCGCGAGGUUGCCGCCAUGGCUACCGAACAACUCUGGCAAAGUCGUCCCCGCGACCUGGAAAAUUGCGACAUUUAUAACCGAAUCGAUAUGAAUGUGCGGGCUCGGUACAUUUACAUUGACGGAGUCCGCUAUGUGGAAUCUCUGUCCAGCUCGCCCUACGCUGAGGGCGAGCUGGUCAUCGACCCCGCGACCUCGUCGACAAUUGACGCCAUCCAUGUCUUGGAGGAUCAUAUUGGAGUCAGAAGAAUCCUGUUCUCUAGUACCGAGCAUUCGCAAAAGCUUGAAGCUCUUCUCAGUACCCCAGUGAGAGACGCCUGGUGGCGCAACAUCCCCUUUAGCACCACCGUCUUUUACGCCAACUUUGAUGGCGUUAAACUGCGAGGCAUCAAAACGGACGGCCGUGGUCCGCGCCCCGUCCCAUCAGCAGCCAUGCAGGGAAAAUCAACCUCUGAAGACGUGGCGUGGCCCAGGCCCAUGUACCCGGCAAAUGAACCAGUUCUUCACUAUUCAAACUUGAAUACUUGGGAAAUCGAAGAGGAGCGCCGUAACGCAGAAAUCACGCCAUGGACCCCGUUCACUCGCUAUCGCUUCCGCACCGUAUCUUUCGACUGCAACGACCCAGCCGUGACUGGAUACUCUGUCUGUUUCAAGUCUGGAAUCAGGGGUAUUUACGCUCACCGCGAAGAAGACCUGGAAAUGUACAAUGACGUUGAUAUGUACACUCGUACUGGCAUUUGGAUGCACAUGCCAGUUGACCCCGAUGAGCGUAUUUCGGCCAUUUGGAUCAGAUGUCAAGACACCAUGUCAUCUUCUGGACUAAUGGUGAGGAAGACUGCCCGUAUUCCCAUGACAGCCUACUGA